AAUAGAAGGAUUACCGAAUUUCCAAAGAAAGCAAAAUGUCAAACUGGUUUUUAUUCUGCGAUGGCAACUCAAUAUUACUGUUCAAUAUUCAAUUAAAGCACUUUGGACAUCUUCAUUAAGAUAUUAUCUUAAAUCAAUCUCUAUGGCUCAAGAUAAGCUUACAAAUAUACCUGAAGAGCAUUAUUUUUUGACAAUGAUAAUAUAUUUAAUUUCAUAAAAGCACCAAAAAUAGAAAUUAUUGUAAAAUCGACAGCAUCCUUCUUGCAUAUGCUACAUAAUUGGGACUCAUUUCGAAGACGAAAGCAAAUGGUAGCCGUUCAGGGUAGAGGAAACCUUACUCUUGAUUUAGCCAAUGAGUCGAGGUUUAUCAAAGUAGGGAAAAUGAAACGAUUAUUAGAGAGAAUAGUUGAAGCAGAUAACAUGCUAAAACAGUUGGUUCAAAUCAAUAAUACAGAAAAAAAUCAAAUUAGUUCAAUUCAAGUGCAACACACUAAUUAUCCUGAGGCUCUUUCUAAUGAAGAAAAUAUUUUUCAGGCAAAUUAUAUUCAAAAAUUUAGAACUUAUUGGUCUAAAUUUGAAAGGUCGGAACUGCAUGCAUUUAAUACAUGCUGGUUUGAUGAAGUAAGUUUUAAUUUAAUUAUUAAAAGCUCAUCAAAUUUGGGCCUACAAUAUGGAUUCCAAGCUGAUAGAAUGGGUGAAUGUUCUCAACAACAAAUAAUUUAUAUUGAUAAUAACGACUCUAAUGAACUACAACUAGCUUGGAGUCGGAUUUGUAAUAAACUCAAAAAAUGGUCAACUUUCAUUAGUGAUGAGCAACACAUUUAUAUAAAGCUAUUAAAUAUAGAUGAAACCACAUCUGCUUUUACAUUGCGCUCCUUAUCAGAGAACGAUAGUAAUGAUGACAGAAAAAGAAUAUCGUCAACAAAUUUAUUCACUUUUAAUAGCUCAAAAAAACAGACUGUACUAAAGUUUUGUACGUUAAGAAUGAUACACGAAACUGACAGAGUAUUUUAUAUCAAAUUAUUAUUCUUUAAUACAAGUAUUCAACAACGUCAGCUUGUUAUUGAGGAUUUAAAACUUAUGCUAACUACACAAGAUCCAAUAGAUCAAACUAAUAUGCUAGUUGAACUGGAUAUAAGAAAUAAAUCAUUUGUGGCUAACAAUAAGUUUGCUAAAGAGACUUAUCAUAAUUCAGAAACAGCUAUCAUUUUAACAGAAAGGCCAUUAACUCGUUUACUCAUGCGUGAUAGUUCUCAUUAUUUACCUUCUUUGAUAAGGAAUAAUGAAUUUGAACUUUCUAAGAAUGUCAGCCAAAAUAGUAGCAAAUUUUCUUGGUAUAUUGAUCCUGCUAUAAUCUUAACAGGUGAAUUUAUUGUAAGGAACUAUCUACAACAGUAUAUAUGGCAUUGGGAUGCCAAAGACGUAGAUUAUGACAGGCAAAGUUACUACCAUGCUUUUAAAUCAAUAUUGGAUUUAGCAUUUGAUCAUAUUAUAGUAACUAGACUAGAACAAAAAUGGAGUUUGAUAUCGUUUAAUGACACAUUUGCCCAUUUUUAUAAAGAGGACAGUUAUAAUAAUAGUCAAGAUGUAGGAGCUAUUUUUUCUUUACAAUACUUUAUUUGGAAAGAUGCUCAGAAGAAUAGGGUUUCGACAGAACUUUGGUUUGAACCUAUACCAUAUGAAAGUACAAUUAAAACAAACGAUGCUAUUAAAUCAGAGAUAUUUGGAUCAGAUAAACAUAUCUUUUCAAAGCUGACUACGUUUGAUGUUAUGUAUGCUUUUGGAAAAAAAAGUUCAUUAUCAAUCAAGGACUUAUUAAAAGAUCAAAUGGAAAUUGAGGAUGAAAUAUAUAAUACAACAAGGUGGAUGCAGAAAUCAUCCUUAUUCAAUUUGUCUUCUAUACUGAAAUCAGGAACUUUCUUAUUUCCGAUGUAUUCAUGUCCAAAUUACAGUAGACAUUUUCAUCCAGAAGGAAGUGAAUCAAUAGUAAUUGAACAACAGCAAAAGAAAUUAUUUGUAAAUGAUGCUCAAGAGCCGAAUAGCUAUACAUUCAAACAGAACGGUGCUACAAAUACCCGUUCAAGGACAUUUUCGAAAUUUAGUCCUAUAGGUUCACCAUUUAUAUCCAAAACUCCUUUGAUUUGGAAUACAGAUAAGAAUACUACAUGCACUUGCCCUCGACCAGACACUCUAUUUUGUACUGAAAAGAAUGCUAUCUCUAAAUUGAAGCCUGUUCUUAGAGAUAUUGUAUUACUACACUACUAUGUGGAGCAGUCAUUAUAUGCAGUCACGGAUCGUAAUAUAUCUUUUAGCAAAGCAUCCAGUGAUGAGUUUUUGCCAUCAAUAAUUAAAGAACUACUUAAAAAUAAUCAAAAAAUUGGAAACAAUAGAAGCACUCUACAUGUAGCACAUAGUUUUCGAGAUCUACAAUGCUUUAUAAAAAUAUUUGAACCAUCUGUCUUCAUAGUAAUUUCAAUACCUCGGUUGGAUGCUGUUAUUAAGAGAUUUUGUAAAAUUGAUAAUAGUCCUCUAAAAAACGAGCCAUUCUCAUUUGAACAUUUGGGUUUAAUGGUGUUUGAAUGCCGGAGACAAGAGAUUAAAAAUAGCUGUAUGAAUGUAUCCCCUUUUGACCAAAUUAAGAUAUGUCCUAUUGAUUUGACAGCAUCUAAAGAAUGGUUAGACAGUCUACCAUCAACACUCCGACCUAAUCUCUUUCAAGGUUAUUUUUCGAACAUACCAUUAUAUAAUCCUUUGUCUGACAGAGCACUACGAAUAAUGCAGGAUAUAUCACAAGUUUAUUCCCGAAGCUUUGUUAAAUCCGUUUUUACAUGUCUUUUACAUGGACGUGCAAUUGAUUCAGAAGACUUUGAAAAAGUUCUAGAAAUCUGUGAUGAAUCUAACAUAGAUAUUGAUUUAACAGGAUAUCUAAAUGUUCAAACGUUGCUUAAGCGAAGCUCAAGAAUAAUCAAAGAAGAAUUAAUAUCAACUAAUCACCGCUUUGCUUCAGUUUUGGGUCAUUAUUUUGAACCAGUUAUUAUAUCCAAUUCUAAAUGGACUAAUAUGUAUUGUUAUCGUCCACCUUUUGCCAAGGUUGGCCAAAAGCUAGGGCUUUCGCUUUCAUCGGGAGAAAAGCCAAGUAAUUUGACGGAUGUUAUUAUAUGUGCUCAAAAUCCAUUAUUCAUACGUCUGGAAUGCACUUUACGUAAACCUUCUAAAACUUAUACUGGAUUCACAGAGAUAACAUUUCCUGUUCGCGAUUUACCUGUAUCGUAUGAAGGUGAAUUAGAAGAUGGAAGCGUUUUUAAUUUUGAACCAGAUUUUAUUGGAACUGAAAAUUCACCUGUGGAUUCUACUGAUGGUACUUCUGCUACAUUACACUUAGUCUGUAUCACUUUACCACAGUCAGAACAUGAUUUACCAAAUGUUUUAUUCUCGCAUAAACCUUCCUGUCCUGUCAAAAAUAAAGCUCCUUCCCAUACGUCGCUAUUUUUGGAUACUGAUAAACUCCAUAGAUCAAGACUUCCUGCUUUGAGUGAAGAUAAACAGGAUGCAUUAGUUGAAACAGAGGCUCGAUUAACAUGGUUAUUCAUAGAAGAGAUUAUGCAUGGUUUACUCCGAUCGGGUCCCAUCACACAAACAGUGAUUCAUUAUAUUGAAACCCAAUUAAGGAAAAAAAAUCCAUUUGUUGAUUUCCCUACAACAAUGUUUAUUCCAUUAGCUUUUGUCAAAAAUCAAAAAGAAAGCCGUAUAAUGUUUUUCGAAGAACUUGAAAAGCAUAAUGGUGCGCCUUAUCGAUUAGUUCGUGUAGGAGAUUGCUUUUAUGCAUGUGAUAAUGGAUCAAGUAAUACUUUAUUGCUACGAUCAUGUUCAUUACUAAAACAGCAAGAAAAUAAUGAUCCUCUAUUUGAUGGUGAAGGAUUAAAUAUAACAACUGAAUCCAAUAUUUAUACUAAUAUUAAAGAGAAUACGAUUAAUACAACUAGCAGAGAACAAGAAAGCGAUGAAUUUUGCCAAGGUUUAGGAAUUAGUAUUCUAGAAAUUGAAACACCAGCUGAUGAAGAUGAACCUACAGAGCAAGAGCCAGAGUAUCCACAACUUUAUUGGCUAUUACUAAUUCCUCAAGCACAUAAUGUGCAAAUAUAUUUUUAUUCAAAAAUGCAAGAAACAGUUAAUCGCUCUGAAAUUAUUCGCUCCACUAAAGCAAUGGUAAAUGAAGUGACAGAACGUACAAAUAAAAUAAUCCUUUUACGAUCUUUGCAUGAUAGUCGAAAAUGCAGCAAAUACCUUUUAUCUACUGUUGAAGAAGAUAAAUUAGUCUAUUCUUCUUAUGAAGAAACAAGUGAGGAAGAUGACUUCACUAAUAAUAACACAGGAAAUAAUUUAGUUGAAAUUCUAUCAACUUCUGGAGAGGAAGCUGCUUUUUCUCCACCAAAAAAAUUUAUGCCGGGCCAAUUUAGUUGUGAUCUCUUAUUUACUAAAAGGUUUCCUUUGCAUUGGAGACUGGCACCAAACGUGGCUUAUAAUAAGCUGAUGACUGACACACUGACUCCUUUUUUGGUGAAGAAUAAAUCUGGGAUGUUUGUUUGCUCUCAUCAAAAUUCCGUGGUUUAUUGUUUUCUCUCAGAAGUUAAUAGUUUAAGUUACUCUUCUGCUUCAAUUGAUAGUGUUAACCAGCAUUAUCUUAGUAAUCACAACAUAGAUGAUAUUCAUAAUAUAUCAAAUCCGGAAUCUCCUCAUAAUAAUAAUAUGCUUUUAAAUCCAAAUGAAAAUGAUGCACUUUGCACAUCACAUACUCGUAUACAUCAUUCUGCUUAUACUUUUACUAAACCUUCACCACAAGGGAGCAUCAAUAGUGAUCGACAACAGCUUAGCCCAAAUCAAAGCCCCUGUUUAACUGAUAUUAUUGCCACAGCUUCGUCUCCUUUAGGUAGCAGAAAAUCUGGAACUAAAAAUUAUGAAGGAAGAGAGCUUGUUCUGGAAGUGUAUGGUGUUGAGUUGAACGACUAUAUCAUUGAUGGACUUGUUGAAAUGAUUGAUUCCCGAAUUACUUCUGAUAUUACCUUAAAAGAAGUACAGCAGUUUUUAGUUCGUAAUCCCAACUCAAAGCUUUCUCGUGCAGAUAUAGAUUUCAUUAUACCUGUUGAAAAGGAGCCUUUAAUUCAUCGUUUAUUAUAUAUACCUCCUUUAAUAGAAAAUAAUAUACAAUUUUUAAGGAUAUUGCGCAAGAAUAUCUUCUCCGGAUCUUCACUCCAUACACUACACUCAAAUUAUUUACCUUCUUUGAUAAAACGUCAUCAUGAUUUAAGAUACAAUGGUUAUGCUUACAACAACAAGACUUUAGGAGAAAAUUCAGGACGUAUUGCUGCAGAAGAAAUGUCAUGUUUGGAUCUUGUAUUCUAUUAUAACUAUUUAAAUCGUGCUCCUGGUACUUAUUUACCGUUUGAGCAGAAAAUUGGUGAAGGUAUAGCUGGAAUUUGUUUAACGUUAUUAAAUGAAGAAGGCUUAGUCUAUAAUAAGAUAAGUUCUGGUAAUGUUAUUAGAAACAAAAGCCUACAUAGCUUUAGUCCAGAGAUCCUAUCGUCCUGUUUGAAUUCUGAUUUCGAAAAAAACAAUAAUGAAAAAAAAUUAAAAAUUGGUAUUGAUAUUUGGUCUCACAGUAAAACCGAUGUCGAUCAGAUAUACCAAUAUAUACAUAAAACAUUCAAGCAGAGUAUAUGUGAUUAUAUUACUCAAACUAUAAUCACUACUAUCACAAUAUCAAAACAAGAAAUUGAAGACUUCAGGACUAUAUCAUCUUCAUUUCUUUUCGUUUUAAAAAAAGCUUACGAAUGGGAGAGCUCAACAGUAAAGAAUAUUACACAUUCAAUCAAAUUAGCUCCCUUGCACAUGGAUGGUAUUAUACAACAAUUUAGAUCAAAUCUUUUAGAUAUUCAUAGCAUGUUUGAGCCAGUAAUCGGAAGAGCAAAUUUAUCCUUUAAUUUUGAUAACAAUAAUAACAAUCACUCCGAUUUUGAAGAAUAUAAUCUAUAUCCCUUCGGGUUAAUAGAUAAUUAUGAUAACAUUACAGCUAAUGAUAAAUGUCAGAGACUAUCGGAUCCAGUUCCACCAAAACAAGAUUACAAUAUAUUUCAAAGUUCAAAUAAAAAUCUUCAAGACUUGGAAUCUGAUAAAUCAAAUCAAAAACAGAAAACAAUUAACGAAUUACCAAUAUCUAAUCAUGCAAAUUUUCGUUAUAUAAUUAUUAGUGGAAUCCCUGAAUUAUUAAACAAAUAUAUUCCUUCUUCAGCUUCAAGCUUACGACCAAUGAAUAACUAUUUAUGGGAUUCACCUUACAUACAUAGGCUAAUCGGUGCUCGUGGACUGCAUUUUGGUAGUAGUGAUAGCUUAAAUCCUUUUGAAGAAGAUGAAUCUCAAAACUUUAUCGAAAAGUCUGAAAAUUCAAAGAGAGAGGAUACUACCAAUUCACAUAGCCGGCAAGAAUCUAUGUCUAAAGCUUUUCCAAAUUAUAUUGCAAAAUUUAAAAAUAACGAUAACAAAGAUGGAACGAAUCAGCACACUUUUAUGAUAUUUAUUCUGGAUACAGAUUGUUUAUCACUUUAUUCAUAUAACUGCUCAGACUUCUUUAUAGAGCAAACCUAUAACACAUUAUACAAAUAUAUUAUACAACAAGAAAUACGACAUAUGGCUUUAAAAAAUAUUUUACAUCAAAAAAUGGGAUUAUUUCAUCAUUCAGAAAAAAUGGUUAAUAUUAUUUCUCGUAAACAUGACUUACAAGAAAGUACUUUAAUAACAGGGCAUCAAUCAGCCCCAAAUACGAACUCAUUUCAUCAUACAACACCGCUAACGCAAUUGCAAACGAUUAAUAAUAAUAGUAUUAAAUCUCCUGUAGCAUCUAGUUUGGGAAAUACUCUGGGGCGACUUGUUCACAUGGAUUCAUUAUUAUCAAUACAAUCUAACGAGACUUCUGAUUUUGAACAAAAAUUUAGUAAUAAAAGCUCUACUACUAUUAUUGGUUUUGAAAACUUGCGAAAACUUAUUACUAACGAUUAUAAUAUAAAAAUACAUCCUUAUCAACAGCAGCAGCAGCAACAACAACAACAACAACAACAACAACAAAAUAUGUAUCAUUGUUAUACAGAAGGUGAUGAAAAAUCAACUAUUGCCCAUAAAUCUAUUAGAGAAAUGGGUCCUAUGUUUACUUCAACUCAUGAAGCUGAUGCAGAUACAUUAUUAUGUGACACUUAUAUUGAUUCUACGAAAGAAAAUGGAUAUUCGUUUAAUAAAGAUCACCUCUUCAAGCAUGGUGAGCCUUUUCUUGAAUUGUAUUUAGCAAAGUCAAAACCUUUGGUUGCUCACGAAAAGGCAUUUAAAGUUUAUACAAAAUGGGCUGAUCAGUACUAUGGGCCUGGGCAUGUUAAAACUACGGAUGAAAUGAUGACAGCAGACGAGUUAAAAUUAAUUUUAAAAGCUUCCCGGUUACUACAUUUUUGUAGAACUCCACUUAUUUUCUCGGAUUCAGCUAAUACACCUUUAUCCUCAAAGUCAAUGUCAGAUAGGUUUGAAAAAAUAUUUAAUAAUUCGUUGGCAUUAAAAGAUGAAGAAGUGAUUACGUGGUAUAAAAAGCUAUCUGAAGACUUUAUGAUGGAGUAUGCUUCUUAUUUGGAAAGUGUUGGUAUGCAUCUUAUUGUGAAUGGGCCAUCUAAUGAUAAUCAAGAUGAAAUAAAUGCUUUUUUAUCAGAUUUUACCAUAACAGAAAAUUACGUAAUAAAAUCACCUGUAGUUUAUCUAUUACAAGUAUUCGAAGGCGGAUCAAUUAUGUGUGAAGUACGAAUUACUGGUGCAUUUGUAUCUGUUACACUAUAUACUUUACAUAGACGCUAUAGUAGAUUGCAAUAUCCAUCUCAUUCAAGCCAACGAAAAAGAUAUGGGACUGGACGAGAAUCGUUUCAGAAUUUCAUGGCUGAGUGUGAUCGAUUCAAACAACGCAUUCAUGUUAAUUCCUUUGUUUUCGAUUUCCAUCUACGGUAUAUCCAACGAAGUUUAGAUAAUCUUGAAAUACUGCCUUCUAAUCUAAAUUUACUGAGCGUCAUAAAAAAUACAGUCUCUGUUUAUGAUCGACCUACAAUAUAUUCCAAAAAUCGAAUUAUUCAAGGAAUCUAUGAAGUAACAAUAGAAGAAUCAUUAAAUGAACUUGUUUCAUGGGUUAUGAAUAAUGGAAAUAAGCUUGAACUUAAUACAAUUGCAGUAGAUAGAGUACCUAGUUCUUGUUUUAUAUCCUCAAAUAAUUCAUCCUUUGCGGAUGAAAAUAAUGAAUCCUCUAGUGAAAAUUCAGUUUAUAAAUAUACAUUAAUAGUUUGUCCAAUAGAAAAAACAAGUCAUAUUGAGCUAGAUAAAAAUAGUGGUUUACAUCGACAAGCAAAUUCAGUACAAGAAGUCAUUAGUCAAAUGAAUACCACCGACAAAAUAGAUAGACAUACAACAGUUAUAUCAUUACAGUACUUUAUACUAAUUACAUAUCAAGGAAUAGAUUGUUGUAAAGCUUCAGAUUAUUCCCAAAAAAGUCAGGAUACUGUUCUUAAAGAAAAUCAGAAAAAAUGUAGCAGUUCUUCAGAUAAUAAUUUAGUACCUAAAUCUUUAAGACAGGAAGAUAUUUUAAAAUCAGCAAAAUUAAAAAUUGAAAGCAUCAUUAAAAAGGCCGUUCAUUUUAUUCAACGUGAAAAAGAUUGGAAUAUGUUAUGUAAAAUAAUGUACCCCAAUAUAAGAAAAGAGAACUCCGAAAACUUGAUACAAUUAGCUAAAAAAUUCAAUCCUAUUGAUCUUGGCAAAACGGAUCCAUCAUUUAAAAAAUUUUUAAAGCUCAAAUAUAUCAAUUGGAAUGAUGCACUAGAUAAUUUAAAGUUAUUUUAUAAAAAAGCGUCCGGUGAUAUUUAUGUUCAAGACACAAGGCAUGUACUGUUAUUUGUUUCGAAUACAGGAUCACCUUCGUUUUUUCACUUUGAAUUAUAUUGUAAUCAAUUAUGUUCGGCUACGAUUAAUACAAAGGAAUUCAGGAAAGAUCCUCUUAAAUUGUCAUCUGAAGAAAAAGAAUAUAUAGCAACAAUAACAACGAAUUUGGCAUAUUAUAUAUGGAAAUGCAUUCGAAGUUGUCCAUGAUAAAAUAGUUGAAAAUAGUAUAAAGAUAAAAUUAGAUGAUAUGUAUAAUUUCGUAAUUUAUACUAAAUGAUAGGAAGUCAUAAUGUUUUCAUGUGGCAUAUAUAUAUAUGUGUAUAUAUUAA
Cokeromyces recurvatus is the source of this 9275-nucleotide messenger RNA. RefSeq lists its product as uncharacterized. Lineage: Eukaryota; Fungi; Mucoromycota; Mucoromycetes; Mucorales; Mucoraceae. The coding region runs from base 268 to 9153 and encodes 2961 amino acids. The record is from RefSeq and is a predicted model, not a curated record. Gene Ontology annotation, cellular component: peroxisome. The transcript is spliced from 5 exons.